This is a messenger RNA of Planococcus citri (citrus mealybug), 2186 nucleotides long. Its product is annotated as juvenile hormone esterase-like. NCBI's taxonomy places the organism in Eukaryota, Metazoa, Arthropoda, Insecta, Hemiptera, Pseudococcidae. The record is from RefSeq and is a predicted model, not a curated record. Bases 372 to 2000 code for a protein of 542 amino acids. The transcript has 10 exons.
GAGAUAAUUAUAUUCGGCAUAAUUUUUCCGUGUCUAUUUAGAUAAGUCUGUAUUUUAUAGAGCCAAUUAGGUACGAUACCUAUGAAAAGGAUGAAUAAAUUUUGUACGAGUAAACUUCACGUAAAGAGUGAACGUUCACAAAAAUAUGAAUUAAUUUUUAUGGCUACAUGAUUGCCUACAUAUCUGAAUAAUAUUUAUGCAGGUACGAUAACCUUUUAGUAGUUGAUCCUCGCAUUGAUAUUCUUCGCAAUUUUAGUUACCAAUUUAUAAAUCUUAUUCAUUCGUGGUGAAUGUUCGCUCGAAACUGGUUUAAAAUUUAAAUUUACGCACAGUUAGUUGGUGUUUUUUUCAAAAUAACCUGGACAAGACGUAUGAAAAUGAAUCUGAUUUUAUGUGCGUUGUUUUCAACCUUGAUUUUUUGCGUAAGCUGCGAAUUAUUACAGCUGAAAAGUGGAGUGAUCAAUGGUACUGUUGGGAAGUCAAGAAAUGGUCGUCUAUUUCAACAAUUUUAUAGCAUUCCUUACGCAGAACCUCCUACUGGGGAGUUGAGAUUCAAGGCUCCAAUUGAAGCUAAAUCAUGGUCCGGCAUCAAAGAUGCAACGAUAUUACCUCCAGCUUGUAUCCAAAUUCCAACUUCCGAUGGCCCUAAUAACACAAAAGAAGACUGCCUUUACUUGAAUGUUUUUGUACCAAAUGAUUUAUUCAAACCCUCCGGUAAAGCUACGGUUAUGGUGUGGAUUCAUGGAGGAUCAUAUCAAGUAGGUUUUUCGGCGGAUUAUAGUCCCGAAUAUUUCAUGGACGAAGAUGUCAUCCUUGUAACUGUCAAUUAUCGACUUGGAGUCUUAGGUUUUCUCGGUUUGAAUAACGAUGUAUUUAGCGGUAAUUUUGGACUAAAAGAUCAAGUCUUAGCGUUAAAAUGGGUCAAAGAAAAUAUUGCAGUAUUUGGAGGAAACUCUGAUCAAGUAACAGUGAUGGGAGAAAGUGCUGGUUCAUCUUCUGUGCAUUUACACAUGUUCUCUCCUCUCAGCAAAGGACUAUUUCAAAAAGCAAUUAUGCAGAGUGGCAGCGCCUUUACCAGUUGGGCUCUUUCUACUGAUGGAACCAGUGAAGCCGUUUCCACCGCGUUUUUGGUAAUUUCUGGUUGUUGGAGGAAUGAUUCCAUCAGAAUAUUGAAAUGCCUGGAAAAUAUACCAGCGAGUGAUUUUCCAGUUUUGGAAAACAGAUUGUACUCUUCUUGGAAAUUCGACGGAACUGAUAUCUUAUUCAAACCUUUCGUCGAAUCAAAUGUGAAAAAUCAGCCUUUCUUACCAAAAAAACCUGCUACAUCUUCGUAUCAACAAUAUAUACCCUGGAUUACUGGUAUGAAUUCCGCCGAAGGAGCGAUGGGAAUGGCAACUGUUUUAGGUAGAGGAGGAGCUUUAGAGAACGUUACGGAAUUUGAUAACAAAUUUCUGGUAUCUUUUUUGAGAAAAUAUAUCUUUUUACUCGAUCCCGAAUAUUCUGAAAACAAGACGCAAAAAAUUAUCGAUUUUUACUUCAAGAAUGCUGAAACUAAAAAGAGCAAGAUAUUAAAGCUUGUCGAUAUCUUUACAGAUUUUGGUUACUUAUAUCCGUUGAUAAAGACUGUUCAGUCGACUCAUCUCCAACAAUACGUGUAUUUGUACGAUCAUAGAGGAUCAUUCUCGGGGCAAGAUGAUUCCAAAUUGGAUAUAGAUCUAGGUGUUGCACAUGCCGAUGAGCUCCCUUUAUUAUUCCGUUGGAGCGAUUUGGAAGCUAAAUGGAACCCUCAAGAUAAACUGGUAUCAGAAACAUUGGUGAAACUUUGGACUGAAUUUGCUAAAACUGGUGAUCCUAACGGAGCAUCUGUAGAGAAAUCAUGGAAGCCCACCGGUUCCAAAGGUGAUAUCGAAUAUUUGCGUAUUAAAAGCAACGGCACGACAUCGGAAAAAAAUCUUUUCAAAGAGAGAUACGAGUUUUGGGAAUCAUUGCUCCGAAUCUAAGAUCGGAAUUAAUGAGAGCCAAGAAGUUGUCAGCACUCCGAAGAUAUUAAUUUGUGAAUCGCUCGGUUUUUUGAAAUCUUACUAACAAGGGAAGUAUCUUACUCGGUAUAAAAAUUUUUGAACCGGACAAAAUGGAUACUUCCUUUGUAGGUAAAAGACCCAGAAAUAAAUUCAAGCUGUUCAAAA